UGUCGUCGACAAGAACAGACCCGAUAACAGAAAACCCUCUUGCAUUUCACGCCUCGCCAACCAAGGCCCGCGGUCGGCAUCGUGUCGUGUCCGCCUGCGCCCGACGUCCGGUCCGAAUCGCAGACACAACACCCAACCGGGCGUGCUCGCCGGCCGGCCACCCCAAUCCCACCCGACCGGAGCCGCCACCCAGCCAAAUCCGCCGUCGCUCGCCUGCCUAGUUCCGACACCAGCUCUGGUGAGCACCUACCACCGCGCCAUUCUUCCCGAUCCCUCCCGCCCGCGCGGCAUUUGCCAUUUGGCGCUCCGGGACGUGGAGCGCCCCGCCCCGGCCCCCAGCGCGCGAUGCCGGCGGCCUCCUCCUUGUUCUCGUUGUAGGAGGAGGGGAUCUCUCUAUCUCUGUCUCCAAGCCCGAGGAGGAGCAUGGCCGAGGCGGGCGCGGACGCCGCCCUGGCUGCCGCCGCGCCCGCGGAGGUCGUGUCCCCGCGAUCCACCUACUUCCGGCAGCGGAGCAUGCACGCCCCGGAUCUGGACCGCAAGGCCUUCGACGUGGAGAACCCGCCGGCGCCCUCCGCCGUCUGCGUAGGCGGCCUCCGCCCCAGCGAGUCCGUCGCCAAGCUCGAGUCGCUGGAGCGGGCGGAGCGCGCCGCGCUGGCGCCGGCGGUAGUGCUCAAGACGGGCUUCUACAUCCUCGUCUGGUACACCUUCAGCACCUGCCUCACCCUAUACAAUAAGACGCUGCUGGGGGACAAGCUCGGCAAAUUCCCGGCGCCGCUGCUGAUGAACACUGUGCACUUCGCGCUGCAGGCCGCGCUCUCCAAGAUCAUCCUGCUCUUCCAGGCCAAGGGGAUCGACGCUGCGGUCGACAUGAGCUGGAAGGAUUACUUCGUGAGAGUCGUCCCAACUGCUCUGGGAACCGCCUUAGACAUAAACCUGAGCAACGCUUCUCUGGUGUUCAUCACGGUCACAUUCGCUACCAUGUGUAAAUCAGCCUCGCCGAUAUUUCUUUUGCUAUUCGCCUUUGCAUUUAGGUUGGAGAGCCCCAGCAUCAAGCUUCUAGGAAUCAUAGUUGUCAUUUCUAUUGGUGUUCUGUUGACAGUUGCCAGGGAGACCGACUUCGACUUCUGGGGCUUCAUUUUUGUGACACUUGCUGCAGUUAUGUCAGGAUUCCGCUGGUCCAUGACUCAGAUUCUGUUGCAAAAAGAUAGCUACGGCUUAAAAGAUCCCAUUACCCUGAUGAGUCAUGUUACCCCAGUGAUGGCCAUAGCCACCAUGGUACUAUCUCUCCUGUUGGAUCCUUGGAGUGAUUUUCGGAAGAAUACAUAUUUUGAUAACCCGUGGCACGUCAUGCGCAGUAUCUUACUUAUGCUAAUCGGAGGAAGCCUGGCCUUUUUCAUGGUGUUGACGGAGUAUAUACUUGUUUCAGCAACAAGUGCCAUAACCGUGACAAUAGCUGGGGUAGUAAAAGAAUCUGUAACAAUCUUGGUUGCAGUAUUUUAUUUCCAUGAUGAAUUUACUUGGUUGAAAGGGGUUGGUCUUAUCACUAUUAUGAUUGGUGUUAGCUUAUUCAAUUGGUACAAAUAUGACAAAUUCAAAAGGGGUCAGAUAAAUGAGGAUGGAGUCACUUCACCUUCAUUUAGUGGAGAUGCCAAAUACAUCAUUCUAGAUGACUCGGAAUAUCAUGAUGAGUUUCUGGAUGAAGAUACAUAAUUUUCGAAUGUGGUAACAUUUUAACUGCCACUUGGAUUGUCAAAUGUUGAUACCUUUAGUCCAUUCAUGGCUGCCUAUUGAAAUAAGUUCUAAUGGAGGUUUUCCACUAAGACAUACGGACAAACACGCAAGCAAUCAGCAUGAGCUUAAUCCAUAUCAAAUCCAGGAUGGAUGCUCAAGAAUAGCCACUCAAAUUACAGCAUCAUACCAUGACCUUACUUCAUCUGGAAAUUUUGGGAGGACUGGCUGCUGGUACAAAUCAGCCUGCUUGUUCAUGAUGGAAGUUACUGAGAACUGACAUAUGUUUGCGUGCUUUUUUCCACUUUGUGUGAGCGCAUCAUGCACAUAUUCAUUACUGAACCUCCACAAUUUUGAUGCCUAGGUAUAUUCAUCCUCUAUGUAGAUUGGGUUGUAAGUCUGACCACACAUACCACACGUGUUGUUCCCUUGAAAGUUAGGGACAGCCUCUGAUUACUUGUAACCUCAGUGAAAAGGAUUGUUAUUCUCUACUGUAUCUUGUACCAUUGUUGAAGGCAAAAAAGACGUUUUGGCA
Molecule: messenger RNA, 2263 nt
Organism: Lolium perenne
Lineage: Eukaryota; Viridiplantae; Streptophyta; Magnoliopsida; Poales; Poaceae
Product: probable sugar phosphate/phosphate translocator At1g06470
Source: RefSeq, a predicted model, not a curated record